Molecule: messenger RNA, 334 nt
Organism: Linum tenue
Lineage: Eukaryota; Viridiplantae; Streptophyta; Magnoliopsida; Malpighiales; Linaceae
Source: the annotation of a GenBank genome assembly
GUGAGAUGUGGUUGGAGGAAUGAAGAUGAAGAGUUGCAAGAUGUAGACUUUGAUUUUGCCCCAUGCCAGGUCUUGCUCCAGCCUCAGUCACGGCUCCUCCUUCAAUUGGGUCCUUGCUUUUACCAUCACCUCCAGCAAUGGCGGCAACAAUUGGUUUUGUGAGAAAGGAGGAUCAUUUUUAAUCAAAAGGGCACUUUAGAUGUCAAGUAUCUAUUUGUGGGUUUGGAAUUUUCUGAUUUGAAAAUUAUGCCCAACGGAUGGAAUGUGCCAGCUGACUUUACCAUAACUCUUGUCGACCAGUUUGAUGGUUCCAAUAUGUGAAACUAUGUAAGGU